Penaeus chinensis is the source of this 1559-nucleotide messenger RNA. RefSeq lists its product as uncharacterized. The transcript has 9 exons. The record is from RefSeq and is a predicted model, not a curated record. Lineage: Eukaryota; Metazoa; Arthropoda; Malacostraca; Decapoda; Penaeidae. Bases 1 to 1206 code for a protein of 401 amino acids.
AUGUCGGCCUUUUUGGAGUACAGAUUCUUUUGGAGGGAAGUCGUUGCUGCAGUGGACGCUGUGAUCUUUACUGACAUUUACAAGCUAAUGCUUUUCAGCCCAGUUCAGUUAGAGCUACCAACUCAACCGGAGACCUACCCGGUUUCAUCUGAUGUCAGCUCCGGCCCAGAGGUGCACAUGUCCGCCCCCACCCCUUGCCUACAAGGUCGAUACUGCGGCUCGUGUCUAGCAGCAGUCGCCGCUGAGGAGGAGCCGAUCAGCUCGGACGCCGCUGCCGCCGCCGUCAUGCUGCGAGGUGAGGGUGCUACGUUUGAUGAAUUAAAGUGGGAGAAGGAGGAUUCCUUAGCAAACGGCGCGCGUGGAAAGAGGUCAAGCAGCCGCUCCAAUGCGAAGCACAGGGCGGUGUUCGCCGUCCUUUUCUGCCUUCUGCUUGCGUACUCCGCUUACGCCACGCUGCUGCUGUACAGCUACUCACGGAGCCCAGAUGCCGCCCCACAGCCACGCGCACCUUACAUCCCAAACGACAUCGAGGAGCUCUUUGACUUCGUUACCUCCGUCAAGGCAUCCUGCCACAAACCGCUGACCGUCGACGGCAGUGCAUAUCGGGAAGGAGAAAACCGCUCGCUCUCAGGACAUGAAGGUACAUACAUCUGCUUGGAUGGUCUGCCGAAGACCCCAGACACAUGCAGACUCUAUGCAUUUGGCGUUAAUAGGGAAGACAUUAAGUUUGAAAUGGAGAUGGGGAAGCGUGGCUGCCGGGCCCACAUAAUUACGCCUCUGACGGAAUACAGCUACUCUAAGCUGGGUGUCAAUACCUACCUGUACCCACUUCAGCUGACGAAUGCGACUGGUUUAGGAUUUUACACGCUGGAUAGUUUCAUGAAUCUUCUAAACCAUAUGUGGAAACCCAUCCACUACGUGAAGACUACCCUGGCCGGGACGGAGUGGACCUUGCUCUUUAACCUCUUUACCUCCAGCUACCAGGCCUAUUUUAACGUCAAGCAGGUUCGACUUUUGCUCCAUCUCCCUCCUGCCACCGAUGAAAAUCUCCAAAGACUCACUGACAUGUACCGGAUGUUGAUCGGCCUCGAGUACUACGGCUUCAAGUUGGUUUACUCACGCCCACUGCCCGACACGCAGUACUAUCAUGCUUACUUCGAACGUCAUCUCUACACCAAGUAUGAAACAGUGUGGAUUCGGCGUUGAAUAGUGUUGUUGAGGACACUGAAAACAAUAUUAGACGUUAAACAAAAAUACGAUUUCGAGGGCACAGAACUUGUAAAAAGCUAUUUAAAAGGAAGAUAAUAAUGACAAAGAAACAAAUAAAAACUAAUUUGUUGUCAGGAGUCAUAACGUGACUAAUCAAAUGGUGCAGUUCAUGGUAAGCCGUGCCUACAUAGACUUUAAUCUUACGUAGAAUAUAAUGGUGCUUUGUGUGUCUUGCCUUAAACGUGAAACUUACUUUUUUUUGCAUUAUUUGUUUCCAUGUAUCUUUUAAUAAAUUAUUUACAUGUUUUGAAUGAAUACUGUUAUUUGCAGUAUUAAAUGCUUAAAUAUUA